Messenger RNA from Eriocheir sinensis (Chinese mitten crab), 2099 nucleotides. Its product is annotated as glucose-6-phosphate exchanger SLC37A2-like. Gene Ontology annotation, biological process: transmembrane transport. Lineage: Eukaryota; Metazoa; Arthropoda; Malacostraca; Decapoda; Varunidae. The record is from RefSeq and is a predicted model, not a curated record. Bases 99 to 1679 code for a protein of 526 amino acids. Gene Ontology annotation, molecular function: transmembrane transporter activity. Gene Ontology annotation, cellular component: membrane. The transcript is spliced from 13 exons.
CUCAUCAGCUGGAUAACUCAGUAGUCACGCAACACUCGAAGGUGAAGGACGUACUGCGAAUGGCGUCUGUUUAGUGCUUCAGAGAUCUCUUCAGCACAAUGGCCAGACUACCGUUGAGUGUCCAGGCCAUUGAGUCGAGCUACUGUGUGAGGACCACGCCGAGGAAGAAGCAGACAGCGUACUCAACAUGGAUCUGGGUGCUGACAUUCAUCACAUAUUGUGCUUAUCACAUGUCCCGCAAGCCCAUCUCUGUGGUGAAAAGUGUCCUCAACCAGAACUGCUCUGAUAUGACCCCUCCUGACAACACUACUAAUAAUACUCACUGGUGUGACUGGGCACCUUUCGGUAAGCAGGAGGACGGUGACAAUUCAGCUUCUCUUCUCAGCACGGUGGAUUCUUCCUUCCUUUUUGCAUAUGCUGUUAGCAUGUUCCUCAGUGGGAUGGUGGCAGAGAGAAUAGACCUUCGAAUAUUCCUCUCCGCUGGCAUGGUGCUCUCAGGGGCCUUUUGUGCCAUGUUUGGGCUUGGCUACACCUUCAAAAUCCACUACCUCUGGUUCUACAUCCUUGCACAGGUUUUGAGUGGUCUGGUGCAGUCAACAGGCUGGCCAGGAGUUGUUACUUGCAUGGCAAACUGGUUUGGCAAAGGAAAGAGAGGUUUGAUCAUGGGCAUCUGGAACUCUCACACAUCCCUAGGGAACAUCUUGGGCACAGUCAUUGCAGCAUCCUUUGUCACAGAGAACUGGGCCUUAUCCUUCAUCAUCCCUGGUCUCAUCAUUGCUGCAUUAGGGGUUCUAGUGUUCUUCUUCAUGGUGCCGGACCCCUCAUUGGUUUCUCUCCCCAACCCCAAUAACAAGGAAGAGGGUGUUUCUCCUCCCCAAACAAGAAGACAGAGGCUGCCUAAUUUUGCUGACACCAGUGAUGAAGAAGCUGCUUCUCUGUUAGACCACGAAUCCCCAGUGAACUAUGAUGACAAGACAAAGGAGGCACAAGCAACGGAGGUUGAGAUGCACCCCAGGGAUGACAAGGCUGUUGGACUCAAGCAAGCUCUUGCCAUUCCGGGAGUGGUUGAAUUUUCCCUCUGCUUAUUCUUUGCCAAGCUUGUAUCAUACACAUUCCUCUACUGGCUGCCCUACUAUAUUAACAGCAAAGAGGAUUCUGGUGGCGUUGAAGAGAGUGCCAACCUGUCCACCUUCUUUGAUGUAGGUGGCAUCAUUGGGGGCAUCCUGGCUGGUGUGGUCAGCGACUACUCAGGCAUGUCAGCAUCCACUUGUUCUGUGAUGCUGAUUGUUGCCAUACCUAUGAUGUUUGUUUAUCAGACAUUUGGUUCUGUGUCUAAUGGGAUGAACAUCUUCCUCCUGAUUUUGGUGGGUAUUUUGGUAAAUGGACCAUAUGCCCUCAUCACCACUGCUGUGUCUGCUGACCUGGGCACUCACAAGUCCCUCAAAGGAAAUGCCAAGGCUCUGGCCACAGUUACAGCCAUUAUUGAUGGCACAGGCUCCAUAGGUGCUGCUGUGGGCCCUCAGUUAGCUGGCCCAAUCUCCAAUUAUGGCUGGUCUUAUGUGUUUCUCAUGCUGAUGGUGUCUGACCUCCUGGCUCUGCUGCUGCUGACCCGACUAGUGAUGCGAGAAGUAAGAGGGUGGUACAGCAAAAGAAGGCAGCAGCCCCACACCCCUCUCUGAAGAACCUCCCUUCCUUAUCUUCAUCCCUCCCAUCUCAUUGACAGGACCUUGUAUUGUGUGAAUAUAAAGAAGGUUAUGCCCAGUUCACCCAUGAUGCCUGAGAAGCAUUCAGCUGUGCAUGAUAUUGAUCAGGUCUGUACAUUAGUGUCUAAUUUGGGAUGAAAUAAUGUACAUAUUCUUUGCAUGUAUUGUGCACUAAGUGCAAUUGUUGUAAAACAGUUAAUUUGAUCACUUGAAGUGUAUAUUUUAUAUAAUUACAAAACUCAUAAUAUUUUAACAAGCUUUGAGCACAUGGUAGAUGUUAGAGAGGAGUGUCUGACCUCACACUGGGAUUGAGGUAUGCAGUAUUUUAAAGACAUUGUUGUAUAAUUUAUGGAUUGUAAGUGUAUUUAUAUAUGAAAAUUAUAGUAAUGAAUUCCU